Molecule: messenger RNA, 1650 nt
Organism: Pteropus alecto (black flying fox)
Lineage: Eukaryota; Metazoa; Chordata; Mammalia; Chiroptera; Pteropodidae
Product: keratin, type I cuticular Ha7-like
Exons: 7
Coding region: 1-1377 (458 amino acids)
Molecular function (GO): structural molecule activity
Source: RefSeq, a predicted model, not a curated record
AUGACUUCCUUCUACGUCAGCUCCUCCCCAUCGCUGGGCAGCUUCACGACUCCUGAGGAAAGAAACUUCUGUAUCUCCUCCAUCGAUAUUGGGAGCCAGCCUGGGGCAGAGGUCAAGCCUGCCUCCCCGGGCCUCUUGGCCACCGUGGCACACGCCAACCGAGUCCGUGUGGGGACGACCCCUCUGGGCCGACCCAGCCUCUGUCUGCCCCCCAGCUGCAACACCGCGUGCCCCUUGCCAGGGACCUGCCACGUUCCCGGCAACAUCGGAAUCUGUGGGACCUACGGUGAAGGCAGCCUGAACGGCCACGAGAAGGUGACCAUGCAGUUCCUGAACGACCGCCUGGCCAACUACCUGGAGAAGGUGCGCCAGCUGGAGCGAGACAACGCGGAGCUGGAGACCAAGAUCCGAGAGUGGAGCAAAUGCCACGAGUCCACCGUGUGCCCCGACUACCAGAGCUACUUCCGGAGCAUCGAGGAGCUCCAGCAGAAGAUUCUGUGCAUCAAAUCAGAGAAAAGCAGGCUGGUUGUGCAAAUGGACAAUGCCAAACUGGCUGCAGAUGACUUCAGGACCAAGUACCAGACAGAACACUCGCUCCGCCAGCUGGUGGAGGCCGACAUCUGUGGCCUGCGCAAGGUACUGGAUGACCUCACACUUGCCAAGUGUGACCUAGAGGCUCAGCUGGAGUCCCUGAAGGAGGAGCUGCUCUGCCUUAAGAAGAAUCACGAGCAGGAAGUCCACACUCUGCAGUGCCAGCUGGGGGACAGGCUCCGGAUCGAGCUGGACACUGAGCCCACCGUGGACCUGAACAGUGUGCUGGAGGCGAUGCGGUGCCAGUACGAGGCCAUGGUGGAGACCAACCGCCGCGAUGUGGAGCAGUGGUUCGAAGCUCAGUCUGAGGGCAUCAGCCUGCAGGCCACGUCCUGCUCCGAGGAGCUGCAGUGCUGCCAGUCAGAGAUCCUGGAGCUCAGACGCACAGUGAACGCCCUGGAGGUGGAGCUUCAGGCUCAGCACACACUGAAGGACUGCCUGCAGAACUCCCUGUGUGAGGCUGAGGCCCGUUAUGGCACCGAGCUGGCCCAGAUGCAGAGCCUGAUCAGCACCGUGGAGGAACAGCUGUCUGAGAUCCGGGCUGACCUGGAGCGGCAGAACCAGGAGUACCAGGUGCUGCUGGACGUCCGGGUCCGGCUGGAGGGCGAGAUCAGCACGUACCAGAAGCUUCUGGAGAGUGAGGACUGCAAGCUUCCCUGCAACCCAUGUGCGACCCCAGCCUCCAGCACCCUUGGUCCAGCCCCUGCAGCCUGUACCUCCUGCUCUUCCUGCCUUUCCAGGCCUCCUUGGGCCUCCUGUGGGCCCUGCUCAUCACCUCAAUGCUGACGUAUUCCUCAGCCCAAGGUGCUGAAUGAUGGGAAGCAUCACAGCUCCUUGGCUCCACCAGGCCUGCCGUCUGAGCCCUACUUCCUCAGCCAGCCUGGGGAGGCUGAAGCCAGGCAGUGCUUCUCUGUUGGGUUUUCUGAUCUGGCAGCUCAGCUCCAGCCCCUGGAUUUGUGCUUCCUUUUCUCUCUUCUAUUUUCUCUUUUCCCUUGCCUUCUGGUCUCCUUGAGAUGUGGCAGGUAAACUUGUUUUUAUUUUGCUAAUAAACUUCACUUC